UAACUGAUCCAUUCAUUUAACUUUUCAGGCAUUGACUAUUGUGUACACAACUGGACAACAGGAUAGGUGAUGGAAGUGCAAAUGUGUUUUCAUAUUCUGCUUUCCCUUCAGUUUCUGUCUCGGGAAAGGGAUUGGCAACCUGUGCAACCUGUAGCCCUAUACAAAACAGAUGUUGAGAUUUUUUUUAUUUUUUUAUUAAUACUAAAUUUAUGAGAAAAUAAGGCAAAUCAGUCUCUUUGUAAUCUAUGCAUUCUCUCAUCCAGAUUUGCAAAAUUACUUGAAGAAAAUAGAGUUGUGCCCCAGUGUAUAUUUGAAAUAUGAUUUAAAAUGCAAACCAAAAAGUAGUGACAAAGAAACUGGCUGAUACAAUGCAAGGAAAAAGCUUACUCUUCAGACCUGUAUUUGCUUCGAGAUGUCUUGAGUAAAACUAGUUAAAUAUCUGUAUACCUGCUUCCUGAGGUAUGAGGUAUCCUGAGAUCUGAGAUUUUAAUCUAUUUGUCCUAAAGGAUGUUAUUUAGAAAAUCAGAAAUGUGUGUUUGAAAUUUUCAGGAGACCAAACUUGUGAACUUUUAUAUCAAGGGAUUAGUUGUGGAUAUAUGGAAGAUAAAGUAGAUAAGAGUUCAACAGCUGACAUUCUUAUUCUGUGGCUAUUUGAGCUGACUACAUCAUAGUCAUGGAGUAAUUGAGGAUUCUGCUCAAAAGACUUUAACAUCUGUUACUCCAUGUGUAUAAAUAGAGUAUAAAUUCCUGGGGUUAUUCACCAGGAAUGCAUCUUCCCAAAUGAAUAUCUAUCCUGGAUCAUGUUCUUUGUUUUGCUCUGGCUAUAAACCCCCUGGAUGUGUGUUUAACUCACCAUGUAUCUGAAGCAAAGCCUUUCUUAAGGCAGAUACCAGAGCAAGUAGAAAAGGGUUAAGAGGAUAUAGCAAGGGAGUUUUGCCUACAGGACCUAUGUGUCACUGCCAUUGCUAUUUUUCCAGUGAUCCUGUUUUGCCACUGCUCUGCUACAUGAUCCUGAAAUCCUGAAAUCAUCAGAUGUGGUUCUCCCAUUACUUACAGCAUGGAAACAUUGAACCAGUCUGCAGAAGCUAUCAGAGAGAUUGUAAAGAUAAAGGAUCUUGCAGACGCUCUAGAAGAAGGAGGCUGUGAUCUCGAAACUGUGAGAAACAUCGUUCAAGGAAGGCAAUUGCCUGCUGAUUUAAGGGCCAAAGUCUGGAAGAUUGCACUUAAUGUUGUAGGAAAGGGGGACAGCCUAGCAUCCUGGGAUGGCUCCUUAGACCUACCUGAGCAGAGUAUAAUUCACAAAGAUUGCCAAGAGCUAAUUGACCAGUUGUCGGUGCCAGAAGAAGAGAAGUCAGUAUUAAUUUUGGAUAUUGAGUCUGUUAUUACUUUUUAUUGUAAAUCACGCAAUGUUAAAUACAGUUCUUGCCUCGGCUGGAUACAUCUCCUCAAACCUCUGGUGCACCUUCAUUUGCCUCGCAGUGAUUUGUACAACUGCUUCUAUGCUAUCAUGAAUAAAUUCAUUCCAAGGGAUUGUUUUAUGAAGGGAAGACCCUUUCAUCUAUUUAGACUGUUGCUUCAGUACCAUGAGCCUGAACUCUGCUCGUUUCUUGAUACCAAGAAGAUGACUCCAGAUUCAUAUGCACUCAACUGGCUUGGAAGCCUCUUCUCAUAUUACUGUUCAGCUGAAGUCACUCAGGCAAUAUGGGAUGGAUAUCUACAACAAGCAGAUCCAUUCUUUAUUUACUUCUUAAUGUUGAUCAUCCUUGUCAAUGCAAAAGACGUUAUCUUAGCACAAGAAUCAGAUAAAGAAGAAAUGAUAAAAUUCUUAGAAACAUCACCAGCCAAUCUCGAUUUAGAGGAUAUAGAAGAUCUCUUCUCUUUGGCACAAUAUUACUGUAGCAAAACUCCAGCUUCCUUCAGAAAGGACAACCACAGUCUUUUUGGCAGCAGCCUGCUGGGCCUCAAAGAUGAUGACACAGACUUGAGCCAGGCUCUCUGUUUAGCAGUUUCUGUGUCCGAGAUUCUGCAAGCAAAUCAGCAACAAGGAGAAGGAGUGAGAUUCUUUGUGGUGGAUUGUCGUCCUGCAGAGCAAUACAAUGCUGGGCAUUUAUCAACAGCAUUUCAUUUAGACUCAGAUUUGAUGCUUCAAAAUCCAUCAGAAUUUGCACAGUCUGUAAAAUCCCUGUUAGAAGCACAAAAACAAUCCAUUGAGUCUGGCUCCAUAGCUGGUGGGGAGCAUCUCUGCUUCAUGGGAAGUGGCAGGGAAGAAGAAGAUAUGUAUAUGAACAUGGUGUUAGCACAUUUCUUACAGAAAAAUAAGGAGUACGUAAGCAUUGCCAAAGGAGGCUUUAUGGCCCUCCAACAGCACUUAGCAGAUAUCAAUGUGGAAGGACCAGAAAAUGGAUAUGGCCACUGGAUUGCAAGUACCUCAGGCUCAAGAAAUAGCAUAAACUCUGUUGAUGGUGAUUCUCCUAACGGUUCAGGUGAUGGAAAAGGAGUGAAGUCCCUAGUGAAUAAAAUGACGGUUGCUUUGAAGACUAAAUCUGUGAAUGUGAAAGAGAAAGUUAUCAGUUUUAUUGAAAAUACUUCUACUCCAGUGGACAGAAUACCUUUCAAUAUUUCCUGGCCAGACAGAGCAAGCCUGGAGCGACAUGUCAGCAGCAGUGACAGAGUAGGAAAACCCUACCGUGGUGUGAAGCCAGUAUUCAGCAUCGGAGAUGAAGAAGAAUAUGAUACUGAUGAAAUUGAUAGCUCCUCAAUGUCGGAUGAUGAUCGAAAAGAGGUCGUCAACAUCCAAACCUGGAUAAAUAAACCUGAUGUGAAGUAUAACUUUCCAUGUAAUGAAGUAAAAGAAAAUGGACAUAUGUUUCCCAGUCAUCUCCUAGUAACAGCAACUCAUAUGUACUGUUUGAGGGAGAUUCCAUCACGAAAGGGACUGGCUUACAUACAGUCUCGACAGGCACUCAACUCUGUAGUCAAAAUCACAUCCAAGAAGAAACACCCAGAACUGAUCACCUUUAAGUAUGGAAAUAGCAGUACUUCAGGCAUAGAAAUUCUGGCAGUUGAAAGGUAUUUGAUUCCAAAUGCAGGUGAUGCUACCAAAGCCAUAAAACAACAGAUCAUGAAAGUAUUGGAUGCCUUGGAGAGUUAAUAACUAAAGACUUUGUAGAGACCCGUUUAUAAAGAAGAAGCAACCAAGAUACUGUACGUGGACACAAGCUGACUGUUUCCCAACUGAAUACUAACUUAAGAGAAUUUUUCUGUUUGCUGGUGGGAGUGCCUGAAUAGCAGGCUUAAGAUAGGGUAAAUUAUUAUCCAUUUCUGAACAGGAUUUUUGUUUGGUUGGUCUUUUUAAUUAUAUUUUUUUCUGUUUUGGAGAAGUGUUUAUUAUAAAGGUCAGUUUGUUUCAUUUUAAUGCAGUCUUAAUGGGAGUGGUCUGCAGCUUUGCAAGAGCAGAUGCAGGUGGGUUCCCAUUAAGUGUGUUAAAGGAAUGAAGGACUGUAAGAUACAGAGAAGCAGUUGAAAACACUCUAGUUUUUAAAUUAUUAUACCUUCCAAAUAAAAUGUCUCCAUUGCCUACAGUCUAGAAAUUUGAUUUUGCCCACCACAUAGUAUCAAAGACUAAUUAAAAAUUUAGGGUUUUCAGCAGAGCAAAUACAAAUCUCAAAAACACUGUUUUCGCAUUAGAAAUGGUUACGUCCAAUUUGAGCUUCAGAUAAAUGGAAAAAAUGCAAGAAAUUUAUAAAAUUAUAGGUUUUUAAAGUCUUACCAGCUACUAGGCGAAAUGAUUGGAAUUGGUAGUAAGGAUUAUUUUUAAAUACUCAAUUAACUGUAGCUAUUACUACAGGAUUGAGAUUUUUUUUUAAUUAGGCAAAAUUUUACAUUUCAUAUGUUGAAGCUGUUUCCCAUGUAAAGAUGAGUGUAUGCAGUGAAAUGAAUGUUUCUUGACAGAGUAUGACCAUUGAAAACAAGUUGUCUUGCUCAUCAGAAACAAAAUGUCUAAGAAAUUUAGAUUUGAUGUUUAAAACCUUUCAGUUCAGCACAAAAGCAAGUACAUGCUGACCAAAAGUGUGUUCAGCAAGAAGAUGAAUGCACACAAAACUAGGGAAGAAAUUCCAGUGCUGUGUGUAUACCUGUGAUAAAUGUAUUCUUAACUGGUUGCCUUCAUUGAUUCAAGUAUUCGUUUAUAUUAUUUUGAGUAACAACUUCUAAAUUAGUAAAUGUUUGGGAGAUGACAACUAUAUGAUUGUUCAUCAUAAGCUUUCCAUUUGUUGAAGAAUGGUUCUCUUUUUCAAAGCUCAGUGCAAGAAUAUUCUUAUGGACAAGGCAGAGCAUCUUUGUAGACUGAUGGGAAAUCACCAAAAACUGUGAAAGGCAAUGGGGAUUAGUUUUGCUGCAUGAAAUCUUCUGAGUACUUGAAUCAAAGCCUAUGAUUUGGUACUUCAUCAGAAGGUGAAAUAAGUUAAACUGACCUUUAUAGAAAACAUUUAUUCUAAGUUAUCUUACUAGGAAUCAAGCUAGGGCACCUUAAUUCUGGAACUAAUUACUUUUUUUUCUUCUUAGUAUCUUUGAGUAAACACCAAUAGAACUUGAACUGUUGAAAAUAUUUGCAUGAAAUUGCACCUGGGCCAAUGCUCAUGUAUUUAUAGUUUUGCCCAGCAGCUGUUGUAUUACAUUUUCCUCUUCCUAAUCCCUUCUGAAAAUAUGCUCAGGAGUCUCUGACUCUGUGCCUACUUCAGCAAUGAGAUUUUUUCAUGUAAAGAUGUUUGUGCUACUGUUUAUAAACUACAGUUGUAAAUAAACCAGUACGAUUUGAACAUAACUUCUGUCAGAAGGCAUUUAGUUGCUGUGUAAAUUCUCAGAAUCAGUUAAAAGUUUUUCCUAAAUGUGUUU
Molecule: messenger RNA, 4893 nt
Organism: Sturnus vulgaris (Common starling)
Lineage: Eukaryota; Metazoa; Chordata; Aves; Passeriformes; Sturnidae
Source: RefSeq, a predicted model, not a curated record